Molecule: messenger RNA, 1287 nt
Organism: Pygoscelis adeliae (Adelie penguin)
Lineage: Eukaryota; Metazoa; Chordata; Aves; Sphenisciformes; Spheniscidae
Gene: ETV4
Product: ets variant 4
Exons: 11
Coding region: 1-1287 (428 amino acids)
Biological process (GO): regulation of transcription by RNA polymerase II; cell differentiation
Cellular component (GO): nucleus
Molecular function (GO): sequence-specific DNA binding; DNA-binding transcription factor activity, RNA polymerase II-specific
Source: RefSeq, a predicted model, not a curated record
AUGGGAGCAGUUGCUGGAUACCUCUUCCAGGACUUGAGCCAGCUCCAGGAGACUUGGCUGACAGAAGCUCAGGUUCCAGACAGUGAUGAGCAAUUUGUGCCUGACUUUCAUUCAGAAAACUUAGCUUUUCACAGUCCUCCUGCUAAGAUUAAAAAGGAGCCGCAGAGUCCCUCCUUGGACCCCACACUGUCCUGUAACCAUAAGCAGCCAUUCCAGUACCACAAUGGCGAGCAGUGCCUUUAUGCCAGUGCCUAUGAUCAGCCCAGACAAGUUGGAAUCAAGUCCCCCAACCCAGGAACCCCGAUACAGUCACCACUCCAACAGUUUCCUAGACAGGACAGGAGCUUCCUGACCCCUGCGGGGCCACCCCACCCCACGUCCAGCUGUGGAUACCUCAAUGAAAACAGCUCUGCGUACCAGCCACCUGUGGAGAUGUGCCGUUCCUUCCCCUCCCAGGGCAUGGCCCAGGAAGACCCCAUUGCCUACCAGCGUCAGAUGUCUGAGCCCUGCCUCCAGUACCCUCAUCAGGGCUUCAAACAGGAGUACCAUGACCUGCGGUAUGAGCAAGCAAGCCGAGCAGGCAGCAGCAGUCAGUACCCAGCAGCUGUGGUGAUCAAGCAGGAGCAGGUGGACUAUGUGUAUGACUCAGAUGUACCUGGCUGCCCUUCCAUGUACAUAAAUGUUGAGAGUUAUCCAAGCCAUUCAAAUACAGAAGAUACAUUAGGCUGCAGCUAUGACAAGCAGAUGAGGUCCUUUACUGAUGAUGUCUGUGUUGUUCCAGAAAAAUAUGAAGGAGACAUCAAGCAGGAAGCCGGAGGGUACCGGGAAGGACCUCCAUACCAGAGACGGGGAUCUCUCCAGCUCUGGCAAUUUCUUGUGGCUUUAUUGGACGAUCCGACCAAUUCCCACUUCAUUGCCUGGACUGGUAGAGGGAUGGAGUUCAAGCUCAUUGAGCCAGAAGAGGUAGCCAGGCUGUGGGGUAUCCAAAAGAACCGUCCAGCCAUGAACUAUGACAAAUUGAGCCGAUCCCUUCGCUACUAUUAUGAGAAAGGCAUCAUGCAGAAGGUGGCUGGAGAGCGCUACGUGUACAAGUUUGUGUGUGAGCCUGAAGCCUUGUUCUCUCUGGCCUUCCCUGAUAACCAGCGGCCAACUCUGAAGGCAGAGCUUGACCGGCAGAUCAGUGAGGAGGACACAGUACCUCUUUCUCACCUGGAUGAGAAUGCCACUUAUCUGCCGGACCUUGGGAGCCUCCCUCCACAGCUUUACAACAAAGGCUACGCAUACUAG